ACCUCCCGCGCGCGCCCGCCGCCGCCGUCGACCCUCCCCUCCCUCGCACCCAUGGCGUUCGCGCUCAAGGCCUCCGCCUCCCCCGCCCUCGCCGCCGCCUCCUCGGCGGCGGCGGCGGCGUCGUCCCCCUCCUUCUCCGCCUCCGCCUCCGCGGCGCCGAGGGGCCGCGCCGCCGCGGCCAGGAGGGUCGCGCUCCGCGGGGCCGCGCGCCCCGUGGCCGCCAUCAGGGCGUCCGCGUCUGCCGCCCCCGCCGCCCCCGCCGUGGCCGGGGACAAGCGCACCAUCUCGGGCACCUUCACCAACCUCAAGGCGCAGGGCAAGAUCGCGUUCAUCCCGUUCAUCGUCGCCGGCGACCCCGACCUGGCGACCACGGCGAAGGCGCUGAAGGUUCUCGAUGCGUGUGGUUCCGAUGUGAUCGAAUUGGGCGUGCCGUACUCUGAUCCCUUGGCUGAUGGCCCUGUUAUUCAGGCUUCUGCUACACGCGCGCUGACAAAGGGCACCACAUUUGAGGAUGUUAUCUCUAUGGUGAAAGACGUGGUGCCUGAGCUGUCCUGCCCUCUCGCGCUUUUCACAUAUUACAACCCGAUUCUGAAGCGCGGUGUCGCCAACUUCAUGUCUGUUGUAAAAGAAGCCGGUGUACACGGGCUUGUGGUACCUGAUGUUCCUCUAGAAGAGACAGAUAUUUUGAGAAGCGAGGCUGCCAAGAACAACCUAGAGCUGGUGUUACUAACAACACCAACUACACCAACAGAAAGAAUGGAGAGAAUUACAAAGGCUUCAGAAGGAUUUGUUUAUCUUGUAAGCACCACCGGAGUUACUGGCACACGUGCAAACGUAAGUUUCAAGGUGGAAGCUCUUCUUAAGGAAAUCAAGCAGGUCACAGAUAAAGCUGUUGCUGUUGGCUUUGGAGUGUCAACUCCAGAGCAGGUGAAGCAGAUCGCGGGCUGGGGUGCAGAUGGUGUGAUCGUCGGGAGCGCGAUGGUGAGGCAGUUGGGCGAAUCUGGUUCUCCUGAAGAAGGAUUGAAGAAGCUAGAAGAAUUAGCCAAGAGCCUAAAGGCCGCAUUUCCAUGAAACAAGCAUUUUUAUCCUUUGUGGGGGGAAAUCGCAUGAAUACCAUAUAUAUUUUUUUAGUUCUGUUUUACAGUGUAGCAUUACAUUCCUGGCUUUAGAUUUCGAAGGAUCCUGUUGUGUGAUAGAAUAAUUGUACCCAUGUGUUGAAUGCUCGGGUGAAUAAAUUAAUUGAGGUUAGUGUGACAAACGAUGGAAAAAGAUUGCAUCUUUCUGUCCCA
Triticum dicoccoides is the source of this 1289-nucleotide messenger RNA. Its product is annotated as tryptophan synthase alpha chain-like. Gene Ontology annotation, cellular component: cytosol; chloroplast. Gene Ontology annotation, molecular function: tryptophan synthase activity. The transcript has 8 exons. The coding region runs from base 52 to 1071 and encodes 339 amino acids. NCBI's taxonomy places the organism in Eukaryota, Viridiplantae, Streptophyta, Magnoliopsida, Poales, Poaceae. The record is from RefSeq and is a predicted model, not a curated record. Gene Ontology annotation, biological process: L-tryptophan biosynthetic process.